This is a messenger RNA of Cervus elaphus (red deer), 1155 nucleotides long. It is a transcript of the gene SLAMF9, whose product is annotated as SLAM family member 9. The record is from RefSeq and is a predicted model, not a curated record. Gene Ontology annotation, cellular component: external side of plasma membrane. Lineage: Eukaryota; Metazoa; Chordata; Mammalia; Artiodactyla; Cervidae. Gene Ontology annotation, biological process: T cell activation.
UCCCCAGGACUGGCGCUCUGGCUCCAGCAGCAUCCUGUCGCUGUCUUCCUUAUCGCCGUCAGGGCUGCCCAGGUCACACCUCCCAGGACCCAGGCCGCUGGCAUGGGAGCACUGCUGUGGCUGCUCCUCCUUUUGCUGUCCCAGGAAGGUGAGAGAAGGGUACUCUGGAGAUGGUGUGGAUCCGAGGAAGUGGUUGGGAUCCUUCAUGAGUCCAUCAGGCUCCCCCUGGAAAAGCCAUUUAAUGAGGAGGUUGAGAACAUCAUCUGGUCCUCCCACAUAAGUCUUGCCAUUGUGGUGCCAGAGAAAGAGGGACGUCCGGCUACCAUCAUGGUGACCGACCCUCGCUAUGAGGGCCGAGUAAACUUUCUGGAGCCCACCUACUCCCUCCAUAUCCAAAAUCUGAGCUGGGAGGACUCGGGAUCUUACCAAGCUCAAGUCAACCUGAGGACGUCCCAGGUCUCCGCCAUGCAGCACUACAAUCUACGCAUCUAUCGACGUCUGUCACAGCCUCACAUGACAGUGAACUUUGAGAUCCCUGGGGAAGAAGGCAUCUGUAAUAUGUCCCUGAUAUGCGCUGUAGAGAAUGCGGGCUUGGAUGUGACCUACACCUGGAUAUCCUGGGAAGACGGCGCUGAUACAGCCCAUGAAGGCUCCAUCCUCAGAGCGUUCUGGAGGCCCGGGGACAAGGUCGCCUCUUACACCUGCAGGGCCAGCAACCCUGUCAGCAACAUCACUUCCCGUCCCAUCCAAGCUGGGUCCUUCUGUGCAGAUCCUGGCGACCCUUUGGAGAAGGCCUCUACUUCCUUUUGUCUUCUGGCCAAGGGACUGCUCAUCCCCUUGCUUUUUGGAACACUGGCUGUGGGCUUCUGGUUCAUCCGAGUCCAGACAAGAGGCAAAGUGCCGAGAAUGAAGAAACUCAAGAGAAACAGAAUGAGAUUGAGAAAGAAGGGGCAGCCUGGCCCCAGCCUGAACUGAGGGCCCCUGGGGGACCCCUGUCCUGAGCAUUGCUUCUUCUCAGCCCCAGGGAAACCUUCCUCUCCUCCCCAGGUGCAUCUCUUUCCAGGGGAUCAAGGGGUGGGCAUCUCAAGGGCGUGCUCCAUGCCGCAUGCUUCCCAAAACUGCUUUUGGAAAAGAAAGUGAGUCUAAAAGACCUCC